GCGAUGAAACCGAAUGAAGGGAAGAAGUAAGCACAGAUAUGGCACGUGCGACACGCGUCGCUUUGAGUCUGUUAAUAUGUUUGUUGAUCCCGAUCGCGACUUUGGUAUGACUCCGUCAUGUCCACACUCACCAGUCUUGCAGAACUUGAACCCAUUCUUAACCAGCUACACAUCCCUUCCGACCUUCGUGACCCAGAGAACGGCUCUCAAGAAGAUGCUGCUCGGUUGGAGCACUGGAAGCGCGAUGCACACACAACUUUAUUGCAGCUUCAGUUGAAGCUGCGUGACUCUGACACCAAAACUGAUGAUGUAGAAAGAUUAGCAGCUGUUGCUUACGCUGUGGCUGCAUUCUACGGGGAAGGCUUAUGGAGCUCUGAGACUGACAGGAAGUUAGCUAAAGGUAUACUAGAACAUAUUGCGCCAAGUGUGCCAUUACUCGAACGCGUAUUAAGUUUCUAUGUCAAACCGGUAUUUCAAGCCAACCCUCACCCCAUGCUCAAUCCAAGUUCUGCGCGAAAGCUACCUCGGACAUUAGGCGGUCCUUUAGCUCAACAAGACUACUAUGAAGGCCAGGUAUGGAAAUCGCACCCGGGCAUUGUGAAUGUCAUCCUAUGGUGUGUUUCACACAUGGAGGGUUCAACAUAUGAGAGACUGUGGCAUUUGCUGAUUCCGCCAAUGAUGAUCUUGCUUGACGAUUACCAGAUCCAAUACAAAUUGCAAGGACUUAGUAUUGUAUCACAACUUUUGAAGAAUGUGCCAUCUGACUUACUCAAACGGACUGGAAUUGAUGCGCUGUUGCUGACGAGUAUGAAGACAUGCAUGACCUUCUUGCAUAACCCAUCGACUGCUGAUCUCAUCCGAGAGGUCGCGCUAACUUGGGUGUCGCUGGCGCGGUUGACAACACCCGAAGGCUCUGGUGCACGAUUUGAUCAGUUGUGCACUUUGCUUGGUGACUGCAUAAUAGGCAGCAUCUGGACCUAUGCGUCGCGAGACGUGGAUACUGUCGAAGCUACAAUCGACGUUUUACCUGUGAUUAUUAAGGCCUUGGGGAUUGCCACAGCAAGAUACCUGAAGGCGAUCAUCCCACAGUUAGUCUUCCCACUCACAGCAAGGCUCGAGAAUUCGUCAUCGCCGCAACUUCAAAUUACAUCACUGCGUGCCUUGCAAGUGACGAUCCAAGAAUGCGCUCCGCGAAUGCACAAGUGGAAGAGCACCGUUAUGAGUGCCGUUGCACAAAGAUGGGUAAUCCUUCAAGAUACUGGAGAGGACAAUGAAGACGUGCGGUUGCUUCAGAAGGAGCUGAGAGAAGUGACGCAAUGUUUACUCCAGGCGUGCCCAUCCUCGGCGGAGGAAGAACUUCGGGUACUGUUGGAUACCGACGCGCGGAUGUUUGAGUCCCUAACACAAGUCGAUGACAAUAACGCCUUGACUUGACUCAUGAGGAACAAAUGAAUUGAAUGCUCGUGC
This is a messenger RNA of Somion occarium, 1467 nucleotides long. The record is from the annotation of a GenBank genome assembly. NCBI's taxonomy places the organism in Eukaryota, Fungi, Basidiomycota, Agaricomycetes, Polyporales, Cerrenaceae.